AGCAGUCGUGGAAUUUGCCAUCCCUAGCAAAUCUUCAAAAAAUUAUUUGGGAAUAUAUUUUAUGUUUUGUACCUGUGCCAAAAAAGGAGCGCAAAUACUGAUCUGAGCUCAGAAGCAUCCGGUUCCCUUUAUAUGAAAGAUACUUUGUUCUACCGACAUGGACAAGGAUAAGUUUACACUCCAGACCAUACGGCAGGAGUUAAUAGAUAAUAACCUACAAGCCAAAGCCAUUAUUCAGGAUAUUCUAAAUAGCCGAACAUCUUUGAGUGAACUAGAGGAACUAAAUGAGGCUGGUCGUGCCAAGCUGUCGGCUAUACGCAAAAACAUUGAGCGUUUGGAUGACUGGUCCCGGGACAUGGCGGACCCGGCGUUGGCCAAGGAAGUAGACACGCAUCGAGAUCAAUUCUCAAAAACAUUGCAAGCGUUUCGAAAGGCUAACGUCUCUACUAUGCUGGAAAUCGAAAAGGCCAACCGCGAAGAGCUCAUGGCUAUAACGGGCGAGAGUGAUCUGCGACAGCGCCCCACCGCAGGAGCCCGUCAUAAUCGUGGUAGUCUGGUGUCGCAAGAAAAUGAUGUGACUGAAAAAAUGCUGGCCAUAUCACGGCAUCUGUCAGAGACAACACAGAAGAGUGCCAUUACUUUGGAGACAUUAGUGGCUUCUUCCCAAAAUGUUGAGGCUACCAGUGAUGAGCUGCAAAACACCGCAGGAAGCAUUACAAUGUCCGGCAAGUUGCUGAAGAAAUACGGCAGACGGGAGUGGACGGACAAAAUGCUCUUAUUUUUUGCAUUUUUCCUAUUUCUUGCCUGUGUAUUCUACAUUGUCCAGAAGCGACUAUUUUAGUUAGUAGCCCGUAUGUUAGGAAUAAGGAUCAGGCAGCAUGGAGCCUUUAAAACUAUGGACAUAGUAAAUAUUAAUGCUAGGCACUCGGUUACUACUUGUUAGUUGCACCUCUUUAUUUUGAUCUUAAAAUUUGUAUGGAAAUUUUCAAAUGUAAAUGCUAAUUGUAUGAUUUCGUAUAAAUAUAUGUAUUUAAUAAGGACAUCUGGGCACGCCACCGGGAUUUCUGAA
Drosophila willistoni is the source of this 1069-nucleotide messenger RNA. It is a transcript of the gene Sec20, whose product is annotated as vesicle transport protein SEC20. Gene Ontology annotation, cellular component: SNARE complex; endoplasmic reticulum. The record is from RefSeq and is a predicted model, not a curated record. The transcript is spliced from 3 exons. The coding region runs from base 158 to 841 and encodes 227 amino acids. Gene Ontology annotation, biological process: retrograde vesicle-mediated transport, Golgi to endoplasmic reticulum. Gene Ontology annotation, molecular function: SNAP receptor activity. NCBI's taxonomy places the organism in Eukaryota, Metazoa, Arthropoda, Insecta, Diptera, Drosophilidae.